UAUUUUCAGGAGUAUCUAUUUGGAAAAAAUGUAUAUGAUUAUAUUCAUGAAAGUGAUCACAAAGAAUUAGUGAAACAAUUUAACGAGGAUAAAAGAGCAGACACUCCAAUUAUAUCUCCAUACGAAGAAGAACCACAAAGAGUAUUUUAUGUGAGGAUGAAGUUUAACUUACGGAAACCUGGUAGUAAAGCUAAACAUACUGGGUUCAUGUUGGUGCAAUGGUCGGGUAAAAUGAAGCGUCAUCUGUCUAUGAAACUUGGCACUGUGGUGACUGAUGGUCUGUUGUGUAUAUGUCGUCCAAUGCAGACAACACCAUUGCUAGAAAUAAGAAUGGAUGGUAACAUGUUUAUGUCAAGACAUGACCUUGGGAUGACCUUCACCUUUUGUGAUACAAGAAUAAUUACAUUGAUUGGGUAUGAGCCAAGUGAAGUAAUUGGUAAAACAGCGUAUCACUUUCAUAACCCGAUAGAUGCCCCAAAAGUGGGUGAUUGUCACCACAAUUUAAUAAUCAAGGGGACAUCAGUGAGUAAAUAUUACAGAUUCCUUGGCAAAGCGGAUAAUUGGGUGUGGCUGCAGACUAGGGCAACAAUCAUCUACAAUACUGCAAAUAAACCUCAGUACAUUGUCUGCAUGAAUUAUGUUAUCAGUGAGGAGGAAGGAGAGAAAUAUUUGAUGUUAGAAGAGCAUCAGAAUGCCAACAGGCACACAGACAACACUGUUCUAAUGCUACCUGAUAAUCAACAUCAUCCUCAAGAUAUUAUAACACAGUGUCCAACUUCUGGUGCAAAAAUUGUUGAGCUUGAAGAGGAAAAUCUAGAAAAAACUGCAUGUCUUAAUGGCGAACUUGAUGGACAACCAGCUGCAGCUCAGCAGAUGACAAAUAGUUCAGUUACAUCUGGGUCACAGUGGAAUUCAAUGGUGACAAUGACUGGUUUUCAACAAAGUAGCGAUGGAGUUGUUCCACCUCAAGACGUGACUAGUACAGAUGUAUCAAGUUUACCACUAGCAAGAGUAGCAAACAGUCAGUGUGACAUGACUACCCAGAUCUCACAACCAGUAAUGGCACAUAUUCCUGAUGUACACAUGGCUCAGUCCACAGAUCCAAUAGAGGACAAUAUUGAUAGUACAAUUUCAGAUCCUCAAGUCGCAGACUCUGUGCAAGCUUGCAGCCCUGAUGGUUCAUCAGGUGCAUACCAAAGUUCGCUGUGUGUACAUCGCUCUAAUGAACAUUACAUUAAUGGAAUGGUUGAUCAGACAAUGGGUGCUAGCUGUUCCAGUAGCCAUAGUGAUGAUGCUGGCUAUGAAAGUGCGAGCAGCCCCUAUAACGGGAGCUAUUUCAGCCCACAAAUGGUGUCCCCCGUAUGUAGUUACAAUAAUGGGAGUGAUCCAGGAUAUACCCCUGAUAUAAAUAAUAGAAAUGGUUUGAUUCAUGGACAAAACUGUUCGUUAGGUGUUGGAUAUGGUCAGGCAGUAUCAUUUAAUCAGGCUGGUGAUAUGCUGCAGAGAGAACAGCCAAUGGAUGUUCUCCCUGAUUCAAAUACAGAAUUCUCUAAUCCUGUUCUGGAUGAAAUUCUUCAGUCAUUAAACCAGACCACAACAGACAAUUUGGAUGUGAAUAUGGCUCUUGUUUAUUCUUCUAUUGAAAGUUUGACAAGUAAAACACCAUCCUCCAUAGCAACAAGCGUAAUGAAUCCAGUAGAAACUAAAUUUCACCAGGUGAAACCAGUUACUAAAACAAGGAGUGCAGUUCCAUUUCAGCAGAAGAAGCAGUUGGAAAAAAGGACUGAUAAGCCAUUGUUACGGAGUUUUCUUACUAUGCCAAAAGAAUCAAUUCCCAGUCAGCCACUUGGUGGAUUUAUACAAAUGCGUAAUAAAAAGGAGGAAAAUCUGUCAUCUUUUGCUAAGGAAGGAAAUGGCCCUGUUGCAAAACAAGGGAAUACAAGUGCUCAAACUCAAAAUAAUCAAAUUCCGACUUGCAAAAACAAUAUCAAUAGGUGUAAUGGUGACGGAUCAAUUUCAGAUUGUGCUAAUGGCCAAAUGGAUAAUAAUGAUAAUGAAGCAUUGGAUUUUGACGAGAUUCCAGAAUACGCCCUUCAGUACCUUGUGAAUGACUUUACUGAUGCCCAAGCACAAGCUUUGAUAGCAGAUUUACAAGGUGAAGGGGGUUUACAGAAUGAUUCUUUCAUGGACACUUCAGAAAGUGACUUUACUAAGGACUUUGUGAGUUCUCUGGAAAAUCAGAGCAUGAUGGCUAAUGUAAGUACUGAAAGUACUGGGUUCAACUCUUUCACUGGUUCUCAAGUAUGUAGCAAUAUUCCAAAUUCUCAGUGUAAGACACAGUGUUACUCAUUUGGUAAUAGCACAAAAUGUAACUCCACACAACAGCAUAAUUUGAAUUCUAGGUCAAGUGGUGCAUCAAUGGGAAGUUACUGUGAAGUUAGUUCUGGACAUGAUCACGUUUAUCAUCAGUCAAUGAGUCGAUUAAAUGGCCAAAAUAGACAAAGGUUUCAUAAAUUACCGGAGAAUCGCGGAGGAUGUAAUAAACUUUCCAGUGGACAGAAUACGUGUCAUUCACAGACUCAAACUUCAGAACAUUGCAUGUCAGAGUUGGAACGUCAUUUAAGGAACAAAAAAUUGACUUCUCGGGACAUGACUUUAAACAGAGUCCAAAAUGUCUGUAUUAUGAACUCUGAAAAACCUUUCCUUCAGCAACUUCUGACAGGGGAGCUAACUAAUGACAUGUACAUGAAAAUGGAACGUAGUCGGUUUGAUAUUAAGAAAUGAGAGGAUUUUACAAAACAUAUCAUAGUUACAGAAAAUUGUUCUUGUUUGUACAGUCAGUGUUUAAUUCAAGGUCAUGUGAGCCCAACUAAAAUACAUAUACAUGGAUAAGAAAAUUUGUUGAGUAUUUCUGUAUCAUUCAUUUUAGUUGGACUUCAGUUCAUUUGUUUGUUCAUUUUGUUUAAUUAUUGCUCAUUCACAUGUAUGUUAGGAAAGUAUUUUAUUGAUGAUGAUAUCAAUUUUCCUAAUUCCCUGGAACAACUGUAGAAUAUGAACUAUUUUUGUAUGUAAAGAUAUUUCAGAAAGCCACAUUCCUCAAAUUUCAGUUCUGUUAACAAAAACUAUUAAUAUCAGUAAAUGAUCACAAAAGUACAAAAAAUGUUACAAAUAUUUUCUUUUCAUAUUGACACAUAUUGCCUAUAUCUAUAUGUUCACAAGUGUUUAGAGGUAAAUUUUAAUCGGCUAUUAACACCAGUUUGGAGUUUUGAUGCGUAGGAAUUAACUAUGAAUGCUGCAGGCCUAAAUAGUUAAUUUUUUCAAAUUAAAAAUGACGAACAGUGAGCCAAUAAAUACUGCUCAGACCAUUAACAAGACAAAGUAGCGGAGAUCACUAAUACUAUUUUUUUCGUUGGCGAUUUUCAUUUCUGGCAGUUCUAUUCAGCACCCUUCUGUAGCUAAAGUAAAAAAGAAACAAAAGUAUAAGAAAAAAUUCAAUGUCAUAAAUAUGUUUAUUUGUAAUAAUUGUAUUAAAAAUUUCAACUUGUGUAUCAGACUUGAAUGUACAUGUAUAGUGUUUACAUCGGUGCUAAAUAAAUCAAUCUUCAUUAUCAUCCAUGUUAGUUUAUAUGAUGUCAUUCUGGCACCUUUUGUAAACAAGUGGCAUACUUGAUGAUGUCAUUACAAGACUCAUGAAAGGUCAUAUAUGAUAACUGAUAUUGAUAAAGAUGAAAUUCAAAACCUGCUGCUUUAAGUUUAUACGAGAUGUUAUUUAGAAUUAUAUGUAAGGACAGAAUAAUAGGUACUAUAUUAUUUAUCAUGGUGCCUUUGUUAGAAGGAGUAAAUAAAUGUAAAGAACAGCCAGUGGUUAUUGGCAGUUUUACACUGGUUAUUUUCUUCUUUGUGUAAAGUGACAAAAUCAUGAGUUAUGUUAGAAUAAUUCGUUAACUUGUGUCAAUUCAGACAAAUGUAUUUAUUGUAAUGAGCAUCAUGUCAUUGAAUUGUAAAAAUACCAGUUUUCUCCUAGUAAGGUCAAAUGGUUAGUAGAAAUAUCAUAUGUUCUUAUAUUUAAGGCCACAAUAACGUGCAUAUGGAUUGAUAUACUUUCUUUCUUGUAACUGUCACAUAUUGUAUUGCAGUGUUUUUUUUUUUAAGGAAUCAUAAUAUAUCUUUUAACGGUUGAUGGUCCCAAUCUGUUUAUCAAAAUUUCCAAACAAAUCACAGGAUGGAAUCAGACAGUAAAUUGAAUAUUGAUUACUUACAUAAGUGUGUUGAAUAUACUAAAUAGCAGAUCAUUUAAACAAAUGUAAUUUAGAAGUCAUGUUGCUUAAAAUGUUCCAUCAUGUUGCUUAAAAUGUUCCAGAGAAUUCCUAUUGUGUUUGUUGAUUGUGAAAUUUGUUAGCUUAUUUGUGAUAUGAAUGUGUUUAUUUAGAUGUGUUGUAUAAUGUAGCAUAUAUUUAUGUCAGGUAAAAGCAUGCAUAGCUUGACUAUACAAAAGUAUAUGGAGAGCUGUGUGACUCGUCCAGUGUCAACAUCAGCUUCCAGAUUUUAGAUUAAAGUUUUUGUGCAGUAAAAUAUUUUUCACUUCUUUAUUGCUUUAGGUAUCAACUUCAAAUAUAUGAUUCUUAUCACUAAUCACAUCUCAUACGACAAGGUGCAUUACUCUAGAAGCAAUUUUUCGAGAAUUAUCUCCCCUUGAACUUAAAAAUGUUAUUUUUUACUGUAAUAUGCUUUGUUAUUUUCAAUAGUGUCUACUCAUGACUUAAGAUGAUUGUUCUUUGUCAUUACUCACAUCAUGUAUGACAAGGUUCAUAACUCUAGCAUCUUUAUUUCAAGAGCUAUUUCUUUGAACUUAUAAUUUUUACUUCAAAAACUUAAUAUACUACUUGUUCUUAUCAUUUUGUUACUGUAGGGUUGUCUUCAGAUUUCAAAUUGUUGUCUUUUCCAUUAGAGCAUAGAAAUGUCUGUAUGUCUGUUUAACUUUUAUUGACAUUGUCGCAUGCAUAUUAUGUGACGCAAAAAAUUAGAACAUUUGAGUGCUUUUAUGAUACUGAUACAGAAAUAUAUUUAUACAUAAUUAAUUUUUUUUUCAUAGUUUUACAAUCCUUUACUGCGAACAAUAUUUAAUUAGUCAAGCAUGCUGUCUUCUCUGAAUUUUGAAAUUUAAAAAAAAAACAAACUAGCUUAUCUAUGAUAAAAACUUUGGAAGGAUAGGUGUAUAUGAAAUCUUCUGUAGUCUUCUAAUUAUGUGCCCCUGAAAGCUGUAUGUUCAAAUCUCUAUAGGGCUAUGGAAUGUUGCCAUUUUGGAAACUAUCCAGCAGAAGAUAGUGGAAACUUGAGGAAAAGUCAUAUCAACCAAUUAUUACUUUAAGAGAAAAUAGGAUUGUUUUUACAUGCUCAGAUGGUGUAUAUAUGAUAUAGUGUAAUAAUGUCUUAUUUAUAGAGAAAAUAAAGAAUAGUUUUUUGUUUUCUUGAAAUAUAAGAGAUAGCUCUGCAUAACUGAUAAAUAUCAUGUGUCUGUAUGUUCUAGUAUAGUAACUUAUAGUAAAUUACUGAAACACGUUUUCUUGUUUACAAUGAUGUGAAGAGCGAUUUUUUUAGGAAGUUUUUAGUUUUAAAGUAUAAAAAAGUGUUUUAGCUUGUGCACUUUUACUGGAUACAUUUUGUUCUGUAUUGUUAUAUGUUAUUUUACUGAUGUAGAUGAGCAUCAUUGUAGCAAUAUUAUUUAUUUUUUAUAUUUCAAUGUAUUUUAUUCCUACCUGUAAAUGAUCAAUUUUUGAGACAGCUACUUAAAUUUUUAAACAAGUUAGGAAGUUGUAAUGUUUCUGAUUUGUACACAUUUUCUUUUAAUUAAGCUUUAUAAAGUAUAGAGAGUUUUAGAUAAUCAUACUUUGUUUACUGAAUAACAUUAUGUGACCUUUUUGUACUCUCUUAAAUUUGUUGUCAUGAUUAAGAAAUAAAUGUUAUAUUUAUUGUGAAUACGACUCAUUUGACAUGAUUUUUGUAUUUGUUGUUGAUUUUAAAUAUUGAUUAUAUUGUUCAAUUAAGGACAUGGUUUCACUGGUUAAUAGUUUAAGUUAAUGGCCGAAGGAAAGAUAAAUCAGUCAAGUCGGGUAUAAGUUAAAGGUAAAAGUUACUUUAUUAAGUUGAAGGGACAAAUGUUAUAGACCUUUUUACGACAUAAAGUCAACAUAAAGUGAUAUGAGUGAUAUCUAUUUACUGCAAUAAUCUGAUUAUUUCCUAGAGAAAUAUAGAAGACUAUUGGCUAUGUAAUAGAUAUACUGAAAACAGUUAAAUGCUAAGAUUCCAUAUUAUGUUUGCCUGGAGCUUCUCAGAUUAAAAAAAUAAGUAGUAGUUGACUCAUAACUUAUACAUUGACAUAAUAAAGAUUGAACCCUCUUGUUUAGAUCCUUGAUAUAAGAUAACUCCAACUUAUAACUAUAACAUUGACAUAAUAAGGCAACUUAUAACUAAUACAUUGACAUAAUAAAGCAACAUAUAACUAAUACAUUGACAUAAUAAAGAAACUUAUAACUAAUACAUUGACGUAAUAAAGCAACUUAUAAGUAAUACAUUGACAUAAUAAAGCAACUUAUAACUAAUACAUUGACAUAAUAAAGCAACAUAUAACCAAUACAUUGACAUAAUAAAGAAACUUAUAACUAAUACAUUGACGUAAUAAAGCAACUUAUAAGUAAUACAUUGACAUAAUAAAGAAACUUAUAACUAAUACAUUGAUGUAAUAAAGCAACUUAUAACUAUUACAUUGACAUUAUAAAGAAACUUAUAACUAAUACAUUGAUGUAAUAAAGCAACUUAUAACUAAUACAUUGAUGUAAUAAAGCAACUUAUAACUAUUACAUUGACAUUAUAAAGAAACUUAUAACUAAAACAUUGACGUAAUAAAGCAACUUAUAACUAAUACAUUGACAUAAUAAAGACUGAACCCUUUUGUUUACACCUCUGUUAUUACCCUUAAAUGAUCAAUGUUAAUAAAACUUGGACUUGUUGUCAGCCACACUUCUUAUUAUUGUAAGAAUCUAAAUUAAAGCUAGAAUUUGUUUAGGAAAAAAUAUAUUCUUGCAUCAUACGAGUAAUUGGGUUAUUAUAAACAUUUUAACAGUCAAAUUUUUUAAUUGUCCUAAACUGCUGCUCAGUUAGUUCUUUGCUCCAUUUCUCAGAUUGGAGUAUAUGAAAUAAUGGCAGGAAAUAAAACAACUUUAUAGUUUGAGAGAUGAAUAUUUUUUUUUAGGAAAAUGUAAAGCUUAUGUGAAUAGCCUUGUUCUUUUAAAGUAAAUUGGGCUCCAAGUGGAAUGUGGAAAAAAAAAUUCAAAACUGUCAAUGUUCAAUUUAGGCCCUGUUUGAAAGAAGAAAAAGGUGUAAUAUUGAAAUUUGGAUCAUAAGUUAAAAUAUUAUUUUAAAACUUUAAAAUAAUGUUCCUCAGGAUAUUGCAUGGAUAGUUUUCUUCAGGUCAGGAAGUAUGAUGUAGAAAAUUGCUACUCUUACCUCCCUAGUCAUAAUUUUGUUGUAAUUUGACAUAACCACACAUUAAUGUACAUUUAUGUCAGUGAUUAAAAUAUUUUACUUUUAUGAGCAGUACAAAUUUGAUAACCACCUGAACACAUGGUGCUCAUGAAAUUUUAUCCAUUGUAAUGAUAAUUUAAAACGUUUCCAUUAGUACAAGACGUUGGAGCUUUGAUAUUCAGCGUGUAUCAUUGUAAAAUGAACCAUUAACAAAUUUGUUAAAGUCAUUACCCUAACGUAACAUAAUUUUUAUGUGGCAAAAAAUUUUCUCUCCCUUAACUGGAAACCUAAAGCAUAGAUAUUUGGUGUGUAGCAUAACUAGCAGUUAGUCAAAAUUUGCUUUGCCUCAGGGUCACAUGAAUUUAUAGUUUUACAUAUCUUUAAAACAUUUGUUCUCCCAUUAACUUUCAGCUUACAUAUUUGGUGUGUAGCAUUUUCUGGUGGAUCUCAAUUAGUUGUGUUCCAAUCAUGUCUUAUUGGCCCCAUCCUGACAGAUAACUGUUAUUUUUUUUUUUGUUGAAUUAUCUCCCUUUUUUACAAAUUAUUGUCAUUUUCUCCAAAAAAAUCACAGGUAUACACUUUAAACUUGAAAUACUGUUGUUAACUACAUUUGUAUCAGCACUCUUGCAGAAUUAUCAUUGCCCAGAAGACCUUUACAGAAGUAAUAUAAAUCAUGCAUCUGGGCCACUCUAUGAUCACUAUAAUGUUACAUGGACCUUUUAUAGGAAACUAACAUUUAAAAAUGUCCCUCUCCUCAGAAUACCCAGAGCUUAGAGGUUUUAUAUGAAGUAUAAUCAUGUGAUUCUAAAGUAAAGUAAUAUAUCAUUUCCCUUUUGCCUAGAGGUUAGAUAUUUGGAAUGUAGAAUUGCCUUGUGGACAACUUAAUGGAUUUCAGUUCAGUGAUCUAAGGCAGUCAGGACCCUUUGUAUAAAAAAGGACUGAUCCCAUCAUGCAUUAAAGGAUUGCAUUCUUGCAAAGGGGUAAAAUACAACUAAAAAAAAGACACAUUUUGCUUUGUCUGUUUGACAGCAGUUUAAUUUUUGUUUUUGUAUGUACCUUAAUGGCUAAGAUAUAGAUGCCAAAAAAGGUAUAUUGGUGAAAAACAACAUAUUUUCCUUUUGUGCAAGGCAUACUGUUAGUUUUGAUACUUGGUAUUAUUAAUAAUACAUGUAUCAUAAUUGAGUAAUCCGGUACAAAGUUUAUUUUGAAAUUAUGACCCUGAUGACAAUAACAGCCCCAUUGAUAGAGUCAUCAUUGUUAAAAAACUUGAACAAUCUUACUAUCAGAGAUCAUAAGGCUUAGAGGCUGUCAAAUAUAAGACAACAAAUUAUACAUUAUCUACAAUUCUUAGUCAGCACUGCUGGAACUUUCAACUGGAGAUUAAUGGGUGUUCUGUGUAUAAUUUGUGAGAUCCUUGCCAUGCUUCAAAUUUAGAUUAAUUCAUCAUUUUGUUAAGGGAUUUCAACAUCAAUUGAUCAGGAAAACUAUUAGAAUCUGGAAGGACCCAUAUUCAAACUAGUGCAAACAACAUCCUGAUCAAGUCGGGUGACAAUUGAGGCCACUUAAGAGUGUUAAUGACCUCGAUAUGAAUGGACGACAGACAAAGGACAUUAAACAAUCCUAAAAGCUCACCUUGAGCUAAAAAGGAUAUAAAUUAUGACCCAGGUCAAAUUUGUGUCCAGUCUAGGAAAACUUUUGUUACACUUGUAUAGGAAGAUGACUUUCCAUUACCUAGCUAGUAGUUCUCAACAAAAGUAAUAUAAAUAACUACCUUGGGUCAAAAACAACCAUGCCUGAAGGUUAUUUCUUGCAUAGCAGACUGGCAUUUCUGUAAGUUUUAUGCCGGAAAUUUCAUCUGGCAUGGGGGGUGCCAGAUGAGUCGCGUGCUGUACAAUGGCACGCUUUGGAUGACGUCAUUUUACCGUUAUGAAUGAAGUUGAAAAAUGGGCGGGUCACCUCGGGACGGAUAUUCCGAUCCGAACCGCAACAUAUGACAGAUAUUAUUAUUCUUGCAGAAGCUCAAAAUUUCAAUAUUCAAUGUAAGUUAGCAUUUUCUAAGCUUGAUCACAUAUAGAAUAUAACCUUUUACAUUGGAUAAUCUUGAAUUUGACCUUGACACUUGACCUAUAUUUGAAUUUUUAAAUGGAAGACCUCUAAUACAGUCAAGUUAUUUGAACUUUAACAUGCAAUGGUCACAAAGUGAACCAAGUGACCUACUUUAAGAGUUUUGAGCAUCAAUUUUCAAAUCUGAAUGACUUGUACUUUCUGGUUGUGAAAAUAUUUUGAAAAUUCUAUAGAUCUCAGUGGAGUAAUAUAAUGCUAUCUUGUUUUAAAAAAUUACACCAUUAUAUUGACAAGUAAUUGAAGAAAUUUUGGGAUACAGAUAGGCCUUUCAAAUUAAAUCUAAUCAUGUUACUUAAAAUUGGUAUUGUUAGUGAUCACAAAAUGUUGGGAACGUUUGUUAUCACUGGGAAAAAAAUGCAAAUAUAAUAAAGUGUAAUAAGUCAGAUUAGAUAAAUAUUAUGUCUUCUACAAAAUAUUGAUAUAUAUAUAUAUUUAUUAUAAGCUACAGCCUUAAAGCAAAUUUUUUACAGUAAAAAUCUAUUAUAUUUAAACCAACAAGCCAGUGAUGUGCUGAUCCCUUUAAGGUUUUUCUUUCAUAUUUUGUAACCGUGUGUUAGAAGUUUUAUUGACAUGUAAUUUAUUUUUGUUUGUAAGUUGACUCACUCUUCACUUUUAUUUAAUAAGACAUGUAAAUGAACUUCACUGUGAAAACAUUUAUAUUUUAUAAUGAAAACUUACAAUCAUUUCUAAAGAUUUAUUGGUGGAAAUAUUCUCUAAGUUCUUGUUUAUAAUACCGAGAAACACUUUUUGUGGUCAGUUUUAAAUUUUGUUUUUAUUCUGUAUAUUACAGAUAAUGCUCACAAGAAUUUUGAUUUAAUUUAAAGAGUUUUAUAAAAAGUGAGGCACAUUCCAAGUUGAACAUUUUCAUUUGUUUUGUUUAGUAAGUUAUUUUAGUGCUGUGAUUUUAUCAGAUUUAUUUGAUAAAACUGUUUGAAAGGGGUGCUAGAUACUGUUUUAAAUAUAAAUAAUGUAGUAAAUUUAUUUUAAAGUAAAUUUUUACGAAAUUUCUUGUACAUUUUUGUUGAUGUAGAUCCUACUUCUACUGUUUUAAAUAUGUAAUAAACAAUGGGAAGAAAUUGUCAGUGAUUAAUUAAUUGUUAUUUAUGCUCAGAAAUUUGUUGUUUAACCUAUUUGUCCAUUGGGGAUUUUAUAUAUCAAUGAAACUGUCGGGACUUUAUACAAAACUCAACACUAAUUUUGACAUUAUUAUGGUGAAAAAUGUGUACCUUAGAUUCAUAAAGACACAUUUAUAGCUGUGAACUCUUUCAAUUAAUUAAAACAAAAGCAGGCAAUCUAAGAAAUUAUUGACAUGAAAUAUGUUUAAACUUUACACUUAAAUUGAUGAUCUUUUAAAGGAAAUAAUGUAAGUUUUAAAGUUAGUCUUACAUUGUGUCAUAAGGUCCUGUUUUAGAUGGUAUAUCUAAGAAAAGUUUGGGAUUAUUCAAAUAAAAUUUGUAAAAUUAUGAUAUAAAUUACAUCCCUAUACAAACAGUGGAGAUAUGACCUGUAAUACUAACAUGCUAUAUACAAUAAACUAUAUGACUGUUACUUGAUUCAUAUAUCAGAAAAUUAGUCUUUGUUUCAGCAUAAUGAAAUGUUUUUCACUCUGAAGUGUCAUAAUUCUAACUUACAUUAAGUUCAAAUUAUGCACCUUUAAUCUUUCUUGUUAAACUAUUUUUGAGAAACAAUGGAUGUUGAGGUCAAGAUUAUAAGCAGAAUUAUAAUAUUGCCAAUGCAAAGAAACAUAAACUUUUAAGUUUUUUUUGUGUUGUUUAUUAAUGCUCCUUUUAAAAUAAUUUAGUUUGCUGAAUAUUUUCAAUAUUUGCCACCAUUAGAUAAGCUUAUAUCUUAAUCCAAAUAAAUAUGUUUUCAAAUGACUCUCUAUCUUUACUGAAUGAGUUUUAUGUGGAAAAAAAGAGAUCAUAAUUAUUCUUUACAGGUAUUUUUACCAUAUAAAAUAAAUGAACACUCUCACCUAAUGUCCUUUACUAACUGAUUGUGAGAUACAAAUUCUCAGAAUUACUUGUUAUACAUUAUUUCUUGUAUUAGUUGUAAAUACUGUAUUAUACAUUGUUAAAUCAUUAUACAAUAGCAUUAUACAUCAAUGAUAAUAAUUUUGAUUGCUGUUAGAGGAAUUUAAAAAAUACGGUGUGUUUUUGUUUUAUUAUUGAUUAUAGAAUAUAAACAUCUUGAUAUUAUUGUUUAGAUAUUGUUUGAUUGUGAUACAAGAACUUAAUUAAAGUCUAUGUUUGUA
Molecule: messenger RNA, 11899 nt
Organism: Ruditapes philippinarum (Manila clam)
Lineage: Eukaryota; Metazoa; Mollusca; Bivalvia; Venerida; Veneridae
Product: hypoxia-inducible factor 1-alpha-like
Exons: 7
Coding region: 157-2784 (875 amino acids)
Biological process (GO): regulation of transcription by RNA polymerase II
Molecular function (GO): DNA-binding transcription factor activity, RNA polymerase II-specific; RNA polymerase II transcription regulatory region sequence-specific DNA binding
Source: RefSeq, a predicted model, not a curated record